CAAGGGGUCGUCGUCGUCUCUCCUCCUUCCUGUCCUGCACUCUUCCUUCCUCGGUGAGAAACUGCCCUUUGUAUGCUUCUCCAUCCUCGGAGCAAUGGAGGGGUUGCAAGAUUACUGAAAGUUGCAAUGCGGAGGCUGAAAAGAGAAGCUCAGGCGGCGCCACCAGGAACAAAGAUGGCGGAAUGCGACCUGCUGGGACCGAGGCCAAGAGAGAACCAGACCGAAAGAGACUCCCGUGCGUUCAAAGCGAUUCUGACGGGAGCAGCUCCACCCCAGAGCAAACAGGAACUGGGCGCAGAGCGACAACAGUGCCAGGAGAAGGGCCUGAAGCCAGCGCAGUCUCCUUACUCUGUGUGGAGACCGUCGCGGCUGUUCGAACCCAUCUCGAAAGAGGACAUGAAGGAAUUUAAGGCUUCUUUUCAUACAGUAAAGGACGCCAGCUGGUUGCCCAGAGGCGAGUGCGGAAUGGGGACGCGCACCUUUCCGGCCCUGAGCGGGAGAACGCACGAGGCCUACGAAAGCUUGGCACGUUCCGGGCCGUCGAAAGGUCAGAUCCCGGAUGGGGCCGCCGCCGCCGACCGCUUGGAGAUCAAGCGCCAGCACUUCCGCCAUUUCUGCUACCAGGAGAUCGAGGGGCCCCGAGCGAUCCUGAGCGAAUUGCGGGAGCUCUGCCGGCAGUGGCUGGUGCCGGAGAGACACACCAAGGAGCAGAUUGUGGACUUGGUGAUCCUGGAGCAGUUCCUGACCAUCCUACCCCUGGAGAUGCAGAUCUGGGUUUGCAAGAGCGGCCCGGCCACGUGUGCCCAGGCCCUUAGCCUGGCCGAAAGCUUCCUCCAGAGGCUGCAAGAGGCCGAGAGCCAUGAAGAGAAGGCAUCUGGACUUGCGGAGGAGGCAUUUGUUAAUUCCCCCGCGUCGGAGCAAGAUCCAUCAGAUGCCGUGGAGAGCUGCAUCUCCUCGGAAGCUGAGGAGGAAGAGGAAGAAGAGGAGGAGGCGGCCAACUUGCUGGAAGACAGAGAACAGGUGCAGGGGAAUACAGAGAAGGCGGCGCUUCUGCUGGAAAUACCGGGCCCUACGGAAUGGGGAAUAUCCCUUCCAAGAACCCCAGGGAAAGGUUUCCAAGGCCCUGAGGCAGAAGAGGUAUUUGGAAACCGCCAGGGAAACUCUCCAGGGCAGGCUGCGAAAGGAUUGUCUCGUUCUGCCGAAAGCAGCAAAGGUUUGUGCAAAAGGAGCUUCCAAGAUGGAGUCCUCGGGCAGAAGAAGAGGAGGAAGACGGGCGCCGAAAACGGCCUCCCUCAGAACUUUGGCUCCCUCAAGAACCGGAAAGUGCAAACGGCGGAUAAGCCGCCGCGGCGCACGCUGCGCGGGGAGCGCUUCCACAAGAGGCUGUGUCCCGGCGGAGAGCAGCCGUGCAAACCUCCGCCGCGUGGGAGUGACUUGCCCAGCCGCGGCGCCACGCUGAGGCGCGACAAAGCCUCGCCCGAGAGCCACGAGGGGAGCUGCCGGUGCAAGGCCAAAAAGAGAGGCGACGAGUGCGGACAGUUCCUCCACCUCAGCUCCGACCGCUGGAGGACGCAGAAGGGAGAAAAGCUGUCCAAAGGGGCGGCUUGCGGGGAGCGGGUCUCGUGGGGUUCCGCCCUGCCGGGCCUCGAGGAGGCCGACCACGGGGGCAAACCCCACCAGUGCUUCGAGUGCGGCAAACGCUUCAGCCAGAAAGGCAACCUCAACAUCCACAAGAAGACCCACACGGGGGAGAAGCCGUACCCGUGCUCCGAGUGCGGGAAGCGCUUCGUGACGAACUCUCGGCUGCUCACGCACAAGCGGGUGCACACGGGCGAGAAGCCGUACAACUGUUCGUACUGCGGCAACAACUUCAGCCAGCUGGCGCACCUGGUCCAGCACCAGAGGAGGCACACGGGCGAGAAGCCCUACAGCUGCUCCUACUGCGGCAAGAGCUUCAGCGUCAAGGCCAACCUCAUCACGCACCAGCGCACCCACACGGGGGAGAAGCCGUACGAGUGCUCCGAGUGCCCGAAACGGUUCGUCUCGAGCUCUGACCUCAAAAAACACAAAAGGGUACACUUGGGGCAGCUGUACACAAGAGGCCGCAGAAGCUGCAGAAGGGGAGGUGUGACAAGAGGAGGAAACACCUCCCUGUUCUCUCUCUCCCCUCCCUCAUUUUUGUUGAGAAACGUGGAGGGAUAUAGCUUUGGGAGGCUGCAGGAGGAUUCCUCGGGAGGUGCAUUGCAAAGGCUGCCAGCAGCAGUCCCACAAGUGCAGCUCGGAAGCAAAAUGGCGGAAUGGGAGCCCUCAGGCCCCGGACCAGAGGAGCAGGGGCCCGAGGUGGGAGGCAGAGACCUUCACGUGGCCCGAGCCGGGGAGUUUCUAACUGCAGAAGGCCUGCCGCAAAUUAAGCAGGAGCCAGCAGAGGAGCCACAGCAGUGCUGGGAAUCUCAGUGGCAAGAAUUCCUGAAGAAAGUGGAGUCACCCCACCAAAGGAGGGACGGCUCACCGCAGCCUGAGCCAGAGGCCGAUACAAAGGAAUUCCAGGCCUCCUUGAAGGGCGAAGCUGAGGCAAGCCGGCGGGUUAGAGGAGAACCUGCCACCCGCGCCCAUCCUGACAUCUGCGGAGAAGGCCGGGAGGCCUACGAAAACCUGGAUGCUCAUGUGAAAGUGAAGGAAGAGAUGCUGGACGAGGAACCGGUUGACUUGGAGGGGCAGCGGCACUGGUACUUCCGUCAGUUCUGCUACCAGGGUGCUGAUGGGCCAGACGAGACCUCAGGGCCCCUGGGCGAGGAGAUCGUAAAAUCCCCCAAAUCGGAGGAAGAGGAUUCGUUGGACAUUGUGAAAUUACAGCUCCCUCUGGAAGUCAAGCAGGAGAGUGACUGGGAGGCUGGCUCACUGGAAUGUGAUGAGCAAAUGCUGAAGAAUGAGGAGGAGACCUUUGAGCUGGAAAGGCCAGGGGAAACAGGCAUCUGCGAGGUGCCAUUGGAAGGAGCUGAAGAGACACGUUUCUGGGGUCCUGAGGUGGACCUGAAGCCUGGAAGUCCACAGGGACCAGAAUGGCAUCCAGGGAAGAGAGCAAAGCAAGGCUUCCUGUGUGAGGAAAGUGACCAAAACCUUCCAGAGUCCUUCCAGUGUAGGAAAAAGACAGGAGCCAGCAGCGGACAGAGAUGGCAUCAGGCCAUUGACUUUCCAGAGAGUCAGCAGAUGCGAAUGAAUGAUAAACUGCACAAAUUCACACACUGUGGGAAAAUGUCAACCAGCAAAGCGUCCCUUCUUCCACCCGAAAGGACCCCCCCAGGAGGGAAAACGUACAUCUGCUCCGAGUGCGGGAAGAGUUUUGGUUGGAGAACAAAUCUCGUUAAGCACAAGAGAAUCCACACGGGGGAGAAGCCGUACCAGUGUCCUAACUGUGGGAAAAACUUCAACGCGAAAUCCACCCUUGUGAAGCACGAGAGGUCCCACACCGGAGAGAAGCCAUACGGAUGCACUGAGUGUGGGAAAGCCUUUGGGGAAAAGGGGAUCCUCGUGAAGCACCUGCGGAUCCAUACGGGAGAGAAGCCGCACAAAUGUUCAGACUGCGGCAAAAGCUUCAUCGAGAGGGGCGCUCUGAUUAAACACGAGAGGACCCACACGGGGGAGAAGCCGUACGGGUGCUCCGAGUGCGGGAAGACCUUCCGGAUCAGCUGUCACCUUAAGCUCCACAAAAGGACACACACGGGAGAGAAGCCGCACAAAUGUUCGGACUGCGGCAAAAGCUUCAGUGAGAGGGCCUCCCUUGUGAAGCACGAGAGGACCCACACGGGGGAGAAGCCCUACGAGUGCUCCGAGUGUGGGAAGAGCUUCCGGAUCAGCUUCCAGCUUGUGAUUCAUAAAAGGACGCACACGGGGGAGAAGCCGCACGAGUGCUCGGACUGCGGCAACAGCUUCCGGGAGAUUGCAUCCCUUAUUAAACACAAAAGGACGCACACGGGGGAGAAGCCCUACGAGUGCUCCGAGUGCGGGAAGAGCUUCCGGACCAGCUUCCAGCUGAAGACGCACAGGAGGACGCACACGGGGGAGAAGCCAUAUCAGUGCAUGGACUGCGGGCAGAAUUUCAGCCAGAGGUCGCGCCUGGUGAUACACGAGCGGACCCAUACUGGAGAGCGGCCCUACGGCUGCUCCGAGUGUGGGAAAAGCUUCGUGUCCAGCUCCCACCUGAGGAAACAUGCCGUCGUGCACACGGGAGAGAAGCCGCACAAGUGCUCCUACUGUGAGAAGGGCUUCAGUAAGAAAUCCAACCUCGUUGUACAUGAGAGGAUCCAUACCGGAGAGAAGCCAUACGAAUGCUCGGUGUGCAAGAAAAGAUUCUGUAGCUCCUCUGUUUUUCACAGACACAUGAAAAUCCACCCGGGAGAGACGUCUUAGGGGUAUCCGGGUGCAAAGGCCCUGACAUGAAAACCCAGAGAUGGGGGAGAAACUCCCGGUAAUAUAAUUACAGUGGGGUUGAUAGUGUGGAAAGAGAAGUGGGCAUCAAUGGGUUUGUAAUAUAUUGACAUUUAUUAAAACAUUUGAUAGGGAAGGGUUGUUGCUCAGUAGCAGAGCACAUACGCCCCAUAUCGAAGGUCCCAGAUUCAAUCUCCAGCAUUUCCAGAUUGCUAGGAAAGACUCCAGUCGUCAGAACUGAGCUACAUGGAUCGAUGGUCUAAUUCUGUACAAGGAAGAGUUUCUUAUGUACAUUAUGUCAUUUCCCCCCAUUACAGAAUAAACAGGUAUGUUUC
Molecule: messenger RNA, 4760 nt
Organism: Elgaria multicarinata webbii
Lineage: Eukaryota; Metazoa; Chordata; Lepidosauria; Squamata; Anguidae
Product: zinc finger protein 850-like
Exons: 8
Coding region: 73-4407 (1444 amino acids)
Biological process (GO): regulation of transcription by RNA polymerase II
Cellular component (GO): nucleus
Molecular function (GO): DNA-binding transcription factor activity, RNA polymerase II-specific; RNA polymerase II cis-regulatory region sequence-specific DNA binding
Source: RefSeq, a predicted model, not a curated record